AUGAAGACUCUGCUGCCUUUCUUCCUUUUCUUGAUCACAGCGUUCACAGCAGUUCACAGCCAGCAGUGCACCAGAGACCAGCAACUAACAUUGCUCAAUUUCAAGAGCCGCCUUCUGUUUAAUUCUUCUCUUUCCUCCAAGCUUGUAGCAUGGGAUUCUAGAACCGACUGUUGUUCUUGGCCUGGUGUAGCUUGCAGUACUAAUGGCAGUGUUAUUGGUCUUGACGUCAGUCAUGAGUAUAUCUCAGGUGGAAUUGACAACUCUAGCAGUUUGUUUGAUCUUCAGCAUCUUCAAAGCCUCACUGUGCUGCGAUUGGAUUUGAACACGAUAGCGUCUCCCAUUCCUGGAUUCAUUGCCAACUUUACAAACUUGACUACCUUGAGUCUCAGAAGCUGUCGCUUGCAGGGAACAUUUCCAAAAGAGAUCAUUCAGGUACCUUCUUUACAAACUAUUGACCUUUCCUAUAACUAUGAUCUUGGUGGUUCCUUGCCUGAGUUUUCGAAGAAUGCAUCUCUUCAGUCCUUGAAUCUAUUGGCGACAAACUUUUCAGGAGUCAUACCUGACUCCAUUAGGAACCUCAAUAUGUUGUCAACAAUAAAUCUUUUAGGAUGUAAAUUUACAGGAUCAAUUCCAAGGUCAAUGGGAAACCUUACAAAAUUGGUUCAUAUAGACUUGUCUGGGAAUCAGUUUAGCGGUUCAAUUCCAUGCUUCAGUAGAGCAAAAAAUCUAGCCGAAAUAAAACUGAAUGCAAAUGAUCUAAAUGGUCAUAUUAGCUGCACUCAGUGGCAAAACCUUACUAGCCUAGUGACUAUCAACCUGAGUGAUAAUAUGCUCCAAGGGAGUCUACCAACUUCUUUGUUUUGUCUUCCCUUGCUCAAGAGCUUAGAUCUUGGUCACAAUCAAUUCUCAGGCCAAUUCCCUCAAAUUUGCAAUGCCUCUUACUUGUUGGAAAAUGUUGACUUAAGUGACAACAAUCUAGAAGGACCAAUACCAAUGUCUAUAUUUAAUCUUCGAGGACUCAAGGGACUUCUUCUAAACUCAAACAGUCUCAAUGGCCCAUUUCCUCUUGAUCGUCUUCACCAGCUCAUAAAUCUUCAGAUUCUUUAUCUUUCAGAGAAUACAUUCCCUGAUUUAUUGAGAAAUCAAGCUGGCUUGGCAUUUCUUGACCUUUCAAAUAACUUGAUACAUGGCAUGAUACCUAACUGGAUUUGGAAGCUUAAUCUUCACCAGCUGAACCUUUCCUGUAACUCUCUACAAAUUAUAGAAUGUCCUUUACUCAAUGUGACAUCUCCUGUUUUCACCUUGAUUGAUUUCUCAUGCAACAAGUUCAAUGGAUCAAUACCUGAGGAAAUCGGAGGAUUCAAAUCACUACGAGUCCUCAAUUUGUCUAAUAAUGCUUUCACAGGUGCAAUCCCAUCAUCAUUAAGUAACUUGCAGGUACUUGAGUCCUUAGACCUCUCCCAGAACAAGCUGAGUGGUGAAAUUUCACCAGAGUUGGCAAAGCUUACUUUCCUUUCGGUCUUAAAUCUCUCUAAUAAUCAACUUGUGGGCGAAAUUCCAUCAAGUACUCAGUUUUCGACAUUUCCAAAAUCUUCAUUUGGAGGAAAUGAAAAUCUAUGGGGGCCUCCUUUGACAGAAGACAACUCAGCGGGAACAUCACCACCAACAGAAGGAAGUACUCAAGUUUCUGGACAUAAGGUUGAUUGGGAUGUUAUCAGUGUUGAAAUUGGAUUUGCAUCUGGCUUUGGAGUUGCCAUUGCGUCAUUAUUCAUAUGCAAGAGAUGGAGGCAGUGGUAUUACAUGGCUAUGUAUAACAUGCUUGUUAGGGUAUUCCCACAGCUUGAACAAAGAUUUGGCAAUCACAGAAGACAUGUUUCCAUCCAUCAAAGGUACGGGAGGCGUUGA
This is a messenger RNA of Argentina anserina (silverweed cinquefoil), 1905 nucleotides long. RefSeq names its product receptor-like protein 19. Gene Ontology annotation, molecular function: protein binding. NCBI's taxonomy places the organism in Eukaryota, Viridiplantae, Streptophyta, Magnoliopsida, Rosales, Rosaceae. The record is from RefSeq and is a predicted model, not a curated record.